UGGAAACCCUGGUGGUGUAGUGGUUAAAUGCUAUGGCUGCUAACCAAAAGGUUAGCAGUUCGAAUCCACCAGGCACUCCUUGGAAACUCUACUGGGCAGCUCUACUCUGUCCUAUAGGGUCUGUACGAGAGAAUAUUAGAGGGUGGUUUUUUGUUUUAUUUUUCUCUGUAUCGUCUUUGCUUUCUAUUAGCCGUUUUCUUUUUUUCUAUUGGUUUGGGGUGGGGGUCUUUCAUGUUAGAGACUUGCUUCAGUUAUCUGUGAUCUUUGGCUCUCCAUUUAUAUUUAACAGUAAGACUAACAGCCGCUUGGAAGCAUUGUAUGUAUGGGAGAAUUUGUCGACUGGUGAGUUUUGCUCUAGGGUGAAUAGACAGGGGACCCCCCUUUUUGGAAUGCUCAAGUAACACACUCUUUCUCUGAAACUUUAAAUUUUUUUCCAGAGAAGAUUAUCUUCUGGUUUCUCUGAGAAGUGGAGAGCAUGUGUGUAUUUGUGGUGUGAAUGCUUAGCUACAGGAGCCCAAGGAAGGGGAAAAGAGCUUGACAUUAAGUGAAUCAAUUUGUAAACUUUCACUUAAUCUUUCUGCUUUCAGGCCCAACCCUCUACUGAGUCUACAUACCCAAAUCCAGAGCUUUCCUGGUUAGCUUUCUUCAACUCCCAUUGAGUGGCACAGAUUAGGGAGAGGCUUCAGGCCGCAACCAGGCUGUAUACAGACUGGCAGUGAAUCCUCCUUCCACUUCCAAAUGGUGUGUGUCUCAGAGAUUCUGCUAGGUAAUUGGUUAGUUACUUAGGUUAUUACUUUCUCUGCUGUCUUUCAAAUAUUUACUGAAAUCUCUCUUCUGCUCGUGUCUCUAUACUUACUCAUUUAUAUUUACGAGUUAACUGAUUACUUUUUUUGUUUUACUCUUUUAUUUUUAUUUUAGUGGGGAUUUGGGAAAGGAAAGCAGAUGUGGCCAAUCUGCAUUCUUAAUUGGACACCUUUGUAGUGUAUUUCCAAGGGCAUCCAAUUAAAAGUCAAAUCCUCUUUUCCAGGUUAUUCUCUGGGAUGAGCUUUGCAAUCAUUUUGUCAAUUAAAUAAAGAUAGUUUUAAAAACUUACAUUUUAUACAUUCUUGUUUAAUUAUAGGUUCUGUGUAAUAAUAAUUAUAAUAAUUCCUUAUACUUUAUGGUUUUCAAAGCAGUUUUACAUGUGUUAUCCCAUUUGAUCUUCAUAACAUGAGAGACUGCAUUUGGAGACACCAGGCAUAGCAGAAGGCUGGGGGAGGCGUCCUGAAAUUUGUGGUAAAAUUGGCAAUAGAAUUCUAAGCUUCGUAGGGGAUUAGUUUUAAUAUCAUUUUUUGACCUAAGAAUUUAGUGUUUGAUACUUUAUCAAGAACAUUUGACAUACAAUUUUCUCAUCCAUUCUUUCAAAAAACUAAAAUAAUAUUUUAUUUUCUGGUUCAGUUUUUCUCUCUGAUAAUGUUUAUAUUUUGAAUGUCUUGCUGAUUUAUCAACAUUUUUAAGUCUUAUUUUCUAAUUAUUUAAAUACUGUUUGUUCUUUCUGAAAUUAUAAAUCAAAAUUAAUAUAUCUGUCAUGCAUUGAAUUGUGUCCCAAAAAAAUAUGUAUAUCAGUUUGGCCAAGCCAUGAUUCCCCGUAUUGUAUGAUUGUCCACUAUUUUGUCAUCUAUGUGAUUUUCCUGUGUGUUGUACGUUCUGUCAUGUUAAUGAGAUGGAUUAGUGGCAGUUAUGUUGAUAAGAUCUACAGGAUUAGAUUGUGUCUUAAGCCAAUCUCUUUUGAGAUAUAAAAGAGAGAAGCGAGCAGAGAGACAUGGGGAUGCCAUGCCACCAAGAAAGAAGAGCCAGGAGCAGAACACUUCCUUUGGACCCAGGUUUCCUGUGCAGAGAAACACCUAGACCAAGGGAAGAUUGAUGACCAGAAUCUUCCUCCAGAGUCGACAGAGAGAUAACCUUUCCCAGGAGCUGGUGCCCUGAAUUUGGACUUGUAGCCUACUAGACUGUGAAACAAUAAAUUUCUCUUUGUUAAAGCCAUCCGCUUAUGGUAUUUCUGUUAUAGUAACACUAGGUAACUAAUACUGUAUAUCAUUUUUUUCCUGUUUCUUAAAAGUACAGGUUGUAAUUAUAGCAUAAAUUCAGACCAAACAGAGCAAGCAUUAACAUGUUUGGCUAUUAACAUUAAUAAUCUAUUUAGUAUCUUUUUUAGUUUGUCAAUUAGAUUAAACAUUGACUAAAUAGAUUCUUACUAUGGAAAAUACUUUUGAAGAAGUUUAAUUUUAGUCUGUUUCUUGUAGUCACUCCAUGGAUUCCUUUGGGCAACCCAGAUCAGAAGAUAACCAGUCAGUAGUCAGCAGAAUGCAAAAGAAAUACUGGAAAACUAAACAGGUCUUUAUCAAAGCAACAGGAAAAAAAGAGGAUGAGCAUGUCGUGGCGUCUGAUGCUGAACUGGAUGCGAAACUUGAGGUUUUUCACUCCAUUCAAGAGACCUGCACUGAACUUUUGAAGAUAGUUGAAAAAUAUCAGCUAAGACUCAAUGUUAUAUCGGAGGAAGAAAAUGAGCUAGGGCUCUUUUUAAAGUUUCAAGCAGAACGGGAUGUAACUCAAGCUGGCAAAAUGAUGGAUGCCACUGGCAAGGCACUGUGUUCUUCAGCCAAGCAAAGAUUAGCCCUGUAUAUGCCCCUGUCUCGUCUUAAACAAGAAGUGGAAACAUUCAGUCAAAGGGCAGUGUCUGACACCUUGAUGACAAUUAACCGGAUGGAACAGGCACGCACAGAAUACAGAGGAGCUCUGCUGUGGAUGAAAGAUGUAUCCCAAGAACUGGACCCAGACACCUUAAAACAAAUGGAAAAGUUCAGAAAAGUAUAAAAAUAUAUUCUUUUCCUUUUCUUGAUACCUGAAUCACUGGAACUGCCAAAGAAUAAUCAAGAUCAUAAAAUGGCAGACUAUUUUGGGGAAAUAUAUGUUAGAUUAGAAAUUCUCGAUUGCUUUAAGAUCUUGGGUUGAAGGACAAAAUGUUGCUGCAUGUUUUUAUUCUUUUCCCCACCCCAUCAGCCUCUUUUAUUAAUCUCUUCAUCCUUCUCCUAAUAGAUCUAAGCUCUUAAAAUGUUGCUUACCUGGAGUUUUAGG
Molecule: messenger RNA, 3114 nt
Organism: Loxodonta africana (African savanna elephant)
Lineage: Eukaryota; Metazoa; Chordata; Mammalia; Proboscidea; Elephantidae
Gene: ICA1L
Product: islet cell autoantigen 1 like
Exons: 4
Coding region: 2290-2853 (187 amino acids)
Biological process (GO): regulation of transport
Cellular component (GO): Golgi apparatus
Molecular function (GO): protein domain specific binding
Source: RefSeq, a predicted model, not a curated record